AUGGAAGAACUCAAUUUUAAAUUGAAACAUCUCGACCACGAACAUUUUCUUCAGCAACCAUUACAAACAUUAGCAAAUUGGAAAACUGAUUCUAUCAGAGCAAUCGAUCAAUUUUACGAACAGAAACAACAAGAAGUUCUGGAACUAAAUAAACUAAAUUUUACAAAAUAUCAAGACAAAAUUAAUGACUUGAAACAUCAGUUGAAUAUUACAGCGGAUGAUAGUGCUGAUAAUUCAAGAUUGGAAAAUUUACAUGACAGAUAUAAAAGCUUAGAAGUACUGUUGAAUAUUACUGUCGUCACGAAAUCCAUAAGUAUCGAUGGCAGCUUUUGUCUAUUCGAAACUUGUGAUGAUGAUCAGCUACUCUUAAAAAGUGAACCAAAGUUAAAACGAAAAGAAACCAACCUUGAAUCUCAUCAAUUAAUCUGGUUGAAAUCUAACGAAGCUGACACCAGCAGUGUUAUAGAAUCGAUCACCUCUCUUCAAAAAGUUUUUGGCCAUACAAUUGUCUUCAAUGAUAUUGAACAAUGUUUAAAAUUACUUGAAGAAACGAAAGAUACAACAACUUUUUUAGUUUGUUCUCAAAAUUUAACCGAUGAUGUAUUAUCAAAAAUUCACCAUUCUUAUUUUAAUAUUCUACGUACUUAUGUCUACUGCUAUGACGAUGAACGGCGCUCAAAUCAAAAACAUAAUUUAAACUUCCCAGAAGUUAAACAUGUUUAUACUCAGCUCAAUCAACUGGUAAAUGAUCUGUCAGAAGACGUUCAAACAUAUUUAAAACAUGAGAGAAUUACAUCUUCGUUUCUUGAUCUCACUAAUGAAGGAAGAACUGCUGCAGAAACUGAUAUAACAGGUUGGCCUUGUCUCAUAGCUACCUUGAGCAGUUUGUCUUAUCCAGACGAUUGUUGUCAUCGGUUGGUACAUUGCUUGAAAGAAUUUUAUAGUGAUAAUCCAGCUCAAAUCACUGUCUUAGACGAAUUUCAAUCUAAUUAUACUUCGUCAGAUGCUCUUCGUUGGUACACACGUGAUUCAUUUCUUUUUCGAUUAAUUAAUAGAGCAUUACGUCAACAUAAUAUUGAACUUAUCUUUCUCUUUGGCUUCUAUAUCAAAGAUCUCUAUCUACAGUUAGAAGAUGCAAAUAAAUACUUCCAAACAGAAACAUCAUUUACAGUCUAUCGUGGGCAGCAAAUCUCACGUGUUGAAAUUAAAAAUUUACAAAAAUGGGAAUUUAUUAGUAAUAACAGCUUUCUCUCUACAACACGUCAACGUUCUCUAGCAACUGUGUUUCUCAAUCAAUCCGCAAAAUUAGAAGAUGAAUGUCAAAGUAUUUUGUUUGAAAUUCAAGUUGAUUGUCGACAACUAGAAAACAUAUUCGCUCCGCCUUUUGCAGAUAUAUCAACCUUUAGCCAAUUUCCAGAGGAAUGUGAGAUAUUAUUUUUGAAUGGUACACAAUUUCAAAUAGUCGAAGUAGUUUUCAGUCGAACUGAGAACUUUUGGAUUGCCAAAUUAGAAUUGACAUCAAAUAGUCAUCUAGGUUAUGGAUAUGAGUAUGAUGAGAUAUUACCAAUAACAAAGAAAACUAUUUUAAAAAAAUGUUUAAGACGAUUUCCCGAUCGACUAAAUGGUAUGUCUUUAGAUGAUAUCGACAGUAUAUUUACACAACUACUGAAUUUAUAUCCAACAGAAAAAUGGUUAAUGGCAUUCAAGUUCUGGUGUAUCGCCGGAUAUUACCAUCGUCAUCUUCGAACAGAUAAAAAUUAUAAUGUCAUACUUAAAUACUAUAAAGUUGCCAUCGAUAUUUUAACCGAAAUGAAUGAUGAUGAGUGCCUGAUCGACCUUGGAAAACUCUAUGAAGCGACUGGUCAUUGUUAUUAUCAUUUUAUAGGCGAUACAACUGAAGCGCAAAAACAUUAUCAUAUAGCUGCUAAUUAUUUCGAAAGUGUAAUUGAGAAAGGUUUACUUAAACCAGUCGAUAAAAUUUUUUUAGAACAUGAAAUCGCUCCACUGAGAUUGGAUUUUCCAAGUGUGUUAUUUACAAAUCAGGAUCCAGAAGAAGAAGAAGAUUCACCAGAUUCUGAAGAAAUUUCUUGGAGUGGCGUUCACCCGGAAUCGAUUCACUCGGCAUUAGACUAA
This is a messenger RNA of Adineta steineri, 2133 nucleotides long. The record is from the annotation of a GenBank genome assembly. Lineage: Eukaryota; Metazoa; Rotifera; Eurotatoria; Adinetida; Adinetidae.